AUGAACAGUCGCCUCCCUCAUGGACAGGCGCGGUCUGCAGCGGCCACCGCCCACGACGCAGGAACAGAGAUCGCCCCGGAGGACGGCAGCCCAACGCGAGAGGGCGCCGACUCCAGGCGGUCUGGGCGCGGCUCUAGCUCAACGGCCUGCCCCUCGACGCGUGGGGCGCCGCAGGACGUUGUGUUUGUGCUGGCAAACCCUGCUAGCGUGCCGACCAGCUCGAGCCCCACCUGCACGGACAUCAGCAGGCCGAGCUCGCCCAACUCGAGAUCUCAAACCCCGCAGGGCGUUCAGGAGCUGCAUCACCGACUCUGGAGCACCAGCAGCUCCGGCGCCGAGGACUCGGCGUCGACGGCAAGUGCUACCAGGGACCUGCGGCCCCAGCCAGAGCCAGAUGACGACCAGCAGCCUGGGCCCCGCGUUGUCGUUAACAGCAAGACGGUGCGGCGGCGGGAGCUGCGGGUGGCCGCGCGGCGCCGCCGCGCCGUGCAGCGGCAGGCACAGGCCCAGGACAGCGAGGCGGCCGCGCCGCUGGACGGCCCCGACGGCGCCCUCGGUGGCGCCGAAGACUCUGCGGGCGACGGCCUUGCGGCGGCCGCCGCCGAUGCCGCGUGCCCCGGGGAGGACAGUGUCCGCAGGGCGGCCGCCGACAGGGCCCCGUCGAGCGCUUGCACGGGGUCGGGGCAGGGUCCCGGCAAAGCACCCAGCCAGCAGUGCCGCUUCCAGUAG
This is a messenger RNA of Prorocentrum cordatum, 729 nucleotides long. Lineage: Eukaryota; Dinophyceae; Prorocentrales; Prorocentraceae. The record is from the annotation of a GenBank genome assembly.